This is a messenger RNA of Acanthopagrus latus (yellowfin seabream), 2271 nucleotides long. RefSeq names its product small glutamine-rich tetratricopeptide repeat (TPR)-containing, beta (gene sgtb). The transcript is spliced from 12 exons. Gene Ontology annotation, biological process: post-translational protein targeting to endoplasmic reticulum membrane. The record is from RefSeq and is a predicted model, not a curated record. Gene Ontology annotation, cellular component: TRC complex; membrane. The coding region runs from base 446 to 1366 and encodes 306 amino acids. Gene Ontology annotation, molecular function: molecular adaptor activity; protein binding. NCBI's taxonomy places the organism in Eukaryota, Metazoa, Chordata, Actinopteri, Spariformes, Sparidae.
UCUCUCCAGAUUAGCAGAUUUGUGAUUGUUGUUUUUUCUUUCUUUCUUUCUUUUUUUUUUAACCCAGCAUCACGCAGGGCUGCACGCACUGCGCGAGCCCUGUCGUCCGGAUCGAUAUAGAUUUUUGUUUUAGGGAGUAUAAACAGCAGACAUCUGUCAGUGCUCGUAUCUCACUGAAUGCAUUUGCUGUUGAUUUUCCUUAAAGCAAGCAAACAAACAAACAUAUGACGCAUGUAUAGUGAAUAAUAAUAAGAAAGGAAAAAAAACCAACAACAACACACCUCCCAUUCUGCUAUUACAUCACAGCUUCUGCAUCACUGCAUUUACGUGUGACAACACACACGCUGAGGGAGGAGUGGCUGAGACCCGAAUAUGAACAUAACAACGAGUGGUUACAGCACGUGAUGGAGAUAUGAGGCAGUGUUUGUAUAUAUUCUAGGUAAAAAUGGCGGUGGAGAAGCGUCUGGCGUUCUCUAUUGUGCAGUUCCUACGAGAUCAAACACAUUGCGGCGCUUUGAAUUCUGAUGAGCAGGAGAGCCUUGAAGUUGCGAUACAGUGUUUGGAGACGACCUUUAAGAUCAGCUCCAGCGACUGCCACCUCGCCGUGCCACAGCCUCUGAGGGAGAUAUUCCUCAACUCACUGCUCAAGAAUGACAACCUGACCGUACCAGAGACGUCCCCCUCUCCAGAAGACAUCGAACGAGCAGAGCAGCUUAAGAAUGAAGGGAACAAUCACAUGAAGGAGGAGAACUACAGAUGUGCGGUCGAGUGCUACACAAAGGCCAUCGAUCUGGACCUAAGAAACGCUGUGUACUACUGCAACAGGGCUGCAGCUCACAGUAAACUGGGAAAUUACACAGAGGCGACAGGCGACUGCGAGAGAGCCAUUGGGAUUGAUCCCACGUACAGCAAAGCGUACGGAAGAAUGGGUUUGGCUUUGACGUCCAUGAGCAAGUAUCCAGAGGCAAUAACCUACUUUAAGAAAGCUCUGGUGUUGGACCCCGAGAACGAUACGUACAAGUCCAACCUGAAGAUCGCAGAGCAGAAGCAGAAAGAAGCAACCAGCCCAAUAGCUGCUGGAUUGGGUUUCGACAUGGCUAGUUUAAUCAACAACCCUGCCUUCAUCAGCAUGGCCGCGAGCGUGAUGCAGAACCAACAAGUACAACAGCUUAUGUCAGGAAUGAUGUCGAACGCGGUCGGCGGGCCUGCAGCCGGAGUGGGCGGACUGUCGGACAUUUCCAGCCUGAUCGAAGCAGGACAACAGUUUGCGCAGCAGAUCCAGCAGCAGAACCCAGAGCUGAUCGAGCAGUUAAGGAACCACAUCCGGAGCCGCUCCUUCAGCGGCAGCGCCGAGGAGCACUCAUGAUCUCCUCAGUCCCACGUUUUUUUUUUUUCCAAGGAAGGGCAACCAUAUGGCGCGAUUUACAAUCUCUACACCCAUUUCUCAAGUCAAAUCCCCGGCAUAGCUGGACUGAAGAGACAAGGAUGGGGUUGAAGGCACUUUACUGUGACUAAAAGGCUCCGGAGCGGAGAGAGAUGAGGGGGGCCUGGAGACUGGACCAUGAAAUGAAGCAUCCCACACAUCUAGGGCAACAAAAAAAAAAAAACACACACUGUAAAAACACCUAAUCUUUAAAAAAAUUUAAAAAAGAGCCAAGAAGUCAUGCAGCCUACAGAGAGAAACAUGAGUAAAUCCUGUCUUCAGAGCUUUUCACGUGUUUUUGUAUGUGCUGAAAAACACACUGCCCUCUUCAUGUUAUGAGUUGAGGAUCCUUCCGUCUAGUCACGAUGAAACGGAGGGUUUGGGAGGAAUGUACUUUUACAGCCUUGCAGGGAACAUACAAGCUUUUUUCUCAUACAGUAACAUCAGGUUUGUUUAUACUGCAUACUGUUUCAUAUUAUUUUUGUAGACAGAAAAUAAAAAAUAACGCUCUUACUGGAGGAUAAACACCAUCCGGUCCUCGAACACUUAGGACUCACAUCACUGCUUUUGAAAACGACUUAAUUUUGAAUUGAGACGACCGUCUCAAUGGUAUAGCAGUGUUUGCCGCCUGCAUUAUGUUGUUAUUGCACUUUAGCAAAAAUAAUAAAUGUCCCCCCCCUUUAAGCAUAUUUAAUUGUUCAUUAACUGGUAAUAAAGUAUCCAGACUGUUCAUUUUGCAUGCUCUUAAAUCUGGUAUUUGAGAUCAGAUGCUUUAUGGAAACAAAUAGGUAUGCUAGGGCAGCACAGUGUUUUGUCUAAAAACAUGUGAAUAAAUGUCUUGAAAUUGA